AUGAGCGGCUCCGGAGGAGGCACCGGAGGGAAAUUCAACCCCAAAUCCCUCCUCUACGACCGCUCCGCCACGCUUCCUCCCUUUCUCGCUCGGUUACACGCCCAACACGCCCCCGGCAAUUAUGACGGUCCCGAUCCGAUCCUGGCAGCGCGGAGACGACCGACGAAGAGACCGAGAAGUGGCAGUGAAGAAGCGGAGGAUGCGCCGCUUGUUCUUGACGAGCAAGGGAAUGUGGUUGAUGGAGUUAGUGUGGGGGUGGAUGGUGUGGUCACGGAGAGGUUUAGGGUAGAAGGGGAGGGGGAGGGGGACAACAACACAGGGGAGGGGACCAAGGAGGGGGAAGGAAAACAAGGAGGGAAAGAGGGGGACAAAAACGAAAAUGGGGAUGGAAACAAAGAUGGGAAAGAAGAUAAAAGCGUAGGGAUAGGAGCGAGUAAGAAGAAGAGAAAGGUAGGGAAGGUUAUUGCUGGUGAUGGUGAUGAUGAUUCGGAGCAAGAGCAAGAGCAAGAGCAAGAUGGGGAUGAUAGGAAAUCAUCAGCGGGGAAAAUAAAGGACAAGAACAGUGGGAAUCCUGAAAAGGCAGGGGAGAAACCAAAGCCCAACAAGACGACUACCAAGAAAAAGACGACGGCCAAGAAAAUCAAGCUUAGCUUUGGUGAUGGUGAUGAGGAGGGUUGA
Messenger RNA from Neurospora tetrasperma FGSC 2508, 678 nucleotides. RefSeq lists its product as uncharacterized. The record is from RefSeq and is a predicted model, not a curated record. NCBI's taxonomy places the organism in Eukaryota, Fungi, Ascomycota, Sordariomycetes, Sordariales, Sordariaceae. The transcript has a single exon. Bases 1 to 678 code for a protein of 225 amino acids.